UGGCAUGAGAGAGAGAGAGAGAUGAUAGUGAAUUGUGGCGCGGUGUUGGUUCAAUGGCGACCAUUUUCACGCAUGAAGACAGUGUGCUUGGCUUCUACAUCUGCUACCGCCGAGCAGCUCAGGCAACAGCUUGAUAAUCUUCACAAGGAGGCGGACAACACAAGAGCCAAAGCCAAUAAUGCAAGGUUGAGACUCAUGCGGUUGUCUGAAGCAGUUGAGAAGCUUAGACGGCAAGCAGCAGUUAGUGUUCAAACCGGAAAAGAAAAUGAUGCUAGGGAGUUGCUAUUUCAAAAGAAGAAGGUAAUGCAGGCGAUGGAGAAGUUGAAGAGUCGUAUUGAAUUGUUUGAUGAGCUUGCUGCAAAACUGAAUGAGGCAAUUACCAUGAAGGAAAGUCUACUAAUUUCCAACAUGGCAUUGGAUCUUGAAGUCAGUGAGAUCAAAGCUCCUACUCCCAUUCGAAUUGUAUCUCCAGUGGAGGGAAGUCAAAAUGAUACAGAUGAUAGUCAGCACUUGUGUAUGAAUAAUCUGGAAUUUCCAGAGGAUCAGGAAUUACAAGUUUUUUCAGAUAGUCAAGGAGACAUCCAUGCAGAAAAUGAGUUAACAAACCAUGAGAAGUCUUUCAUCGAAAAGAAGUCUACUGGUCCUGACAGUGUCCAGAGUCCAAGGGAUAUCUCCACAUUCGAGGAGUUCAUGGACCACUUGGAUCAACAGCUCAACAAAAUUGAAGAAGAACUCGAAACAUGUGUUAGGUUUUCAAACGUACUUCUGGAAAGGAAGGAAAAACCAGAAUACUCAAAGGUGCAACACGCAAUAGAAAUUCUUGAGGGCGUUCGGCAUACUAGAGAAAGAAUUGCAGCUAUGAAGCAAACAAAAUGAGUUCUAAUGCAGUGCCAUUUUUUGCGCGAUGAUGAGAGAUGAGCUGCGUUUUGUUCCUGGAACAGCCUUGUUUGUAUUUCUCUGAUCAAAGGAAUCACACAAAGAGAGAUGAGCAGGCAUGUGUAUGAUGAUGAAAUAUCUGCUGGCUAUUACUAUUUUAUUUUUUCCUGUGAACUAUUUGUUUUGCUUGUCAAAUACUUGAGUAAUGUACAUACUAAUUAGCAAUAUAUUCAUGUAUUUAUAAA
This is a messenger RNA of Sesamum indicum (sesame), 1121 nucleotides long. RefSeq names its product forkhead-associated domain protein. Lineage: Eukaryota; Viridiplantae; Streptophyta; Magnoliopsida; Lamiales; Pedaliaceae. The record is from RefSeq and is a predicted model, not a curated record.